AUGUCUUCGCCAAACAGUGGACAGGAUUUGUUUCCCGCCUUGGAGACGCUCUCAAGGCUCAUUGCACCUCACGUCAAGAGCGUCAUCUUCCUCGCUCUCAUCCUCAAUCAUUUCCCGCUUCUCCCGGAUCUGUAUACCUUGCUCACGUCGCAGACCUCGGCUCCACUUCUUCUCAUCGCCGCGCUGUAUUUUGGUGGUGUUUGGGCGCUUCCAAGUGGUGAUGGAGAGAACAACAACAAUACCUCUUGGGCUUCUCUUCUCGGGCCCUUCUUUGCCCUUCAGACUGUUUCCAACAGAAUCGGCACUUACUUCAAGAUUGGUUCCUUGAUCUCGCUGGGUUAUUACCUCCCGAUCUACUACAGCAUCCCGUUCCCAUUCCCAACCUGGGUUCGGUUUUUGUUCAUGACCAUUGUCGUCGCCGUCUGCACCGUUCUGUACCUUUUUGCUCCCGUCACAAAGAUUUACGGCCCUCUUCGAUUCUGCUACCUCGAGCACGCGCAGACUUAUUGGAUCCUCCUCAAUUGGUGGUCGCUAACGGCCGUCUUCAUCUUCUUUUCGCCCACCCUCCUCCCAUUCUUUGGCUUCGGUCUCGUCGGAGUGUCUGUCGGCACUUGGGUCUAUAUUUACUACGCCUACCAAGAGCAGCUCCGUACCAUCUCGAACCAGGUCACGCAAGAAAUCUCACGGGCCAAGGUUUCGGCCGCUGCAGCCCAGCAAUAUGGUGUAUCAGCCAGACAAUAUGAGCAGGAGAUGCUGACCGCUGCCGCUUCCGCCCGACGUGAUGCCGUUCUCGCAAACGCGGUUAGACUCUCCGACUUUUUCGACGUCGCAUCUCGUGCUUGGUCUGCUUUGGGAGAGACGACCGCUCCUGCCGAGGAUGCCAUCAUCAAGGCGCACCGACUUGUUGACGCCGCGAGUGCUUGCGAGGAAGCCGAGAAGCCCGACGGCCAAAAGAAGGGAGAUGCCCAGACGGAGCGACUGGCCCGAUAUCUUCGACAGACAGCUGAGAGCGCCCAAGAGAGAGCUAGAGAGGCUGUUGCACUCCUCCGAGACGCCCAAUCCGCCGUCCGAGCAUCCGAGAACGCAACCCGACAAGACGCAGUAGCUCGACGAAACGCCGAGUACAGCGCCGAACACGCCGCCGGAACCGCCAAGACCAUCAGUGAAAAGAUUGCCGGUCUGCCCGACGCUGAGCUCGCAGCUGCAAAGGGCGCCAAGGACGUGACGAGGCUGGGCGAACAGGCCAACGCGGCGGCCUUGAACGGAGAGUUGAAGACGGCCCGCGAGUUGGUCGAGUCGGCCAAGACUGCUGCUGAUGGUGUUGAGACAUCGACGCAGACUGUCCGCGAUGGACUUGAGUCCGUGCAGAAGAGUCUGCAGCAGUGGUUGCAGAGCAGCCGAAAGGGCAUGUAA
Fusarium falciforme is the source of this 1413-nucleotide messenger RNA. RefSeq lists its product as hypothetical. Bases 1 to 1413 code for a protein of 470 amino acids. The transcript has 3 exons. NCBI's taxonomy places the organism in Eukaryota, Fungi, Ascomycota, Sordariomycetes, Hypocreales, Nectriaceae. The record is from RefSeq and is a predicted model, not a curated record.